AUGCGUAUGCUGAGGUGGAUGAGUGGUAAAACUAUGAUGGACAGGAUAAGAAACCAGGAGUUCAGGGAGAAGUUAGGAGUCACACCUUUCUCAGCAAAGAUGCGGGAUAACAGGUUGAGAUGGUUUGGGCAUGUGCAGAGAAAGACUCAUGACGCCCUAGUAAGAAGGAUCGAAUGCAUCAUAGUGGAGGGUAAGAGAAGACGAGAAAGACCUAGGAGGACGUGGGAGGAGCAGAUUAAAGAUGACCUGUGCGAACUCCACCUCUCUAAGGACUUGACCAGGAAUAGGGCCAGCUUUCAGAUAGUUGUUGGAUCCUCUCUCUUUGAAGACCCAUUAGAGCCGGGGGACUCUCUGACCGCACUCUCCUAA
Molecule: messenger RNA, 369 nt
Organism: Amaranthus tricolor (Joseph's coat)
Lineage: Eukaryota; Viridiplantae; Streptophyta; Magnoliopsida; Caryophyllales; Amaranthaceae
Exons: 2
Coding region: 1-369 (122 amino acids)
Source: RefSeq, a predicted model, not a curated record